AUUUUCUGUAAAAUAUGCUCAUUUCAGAGACUAGAUGUUAGCCUAGGUAUGGUGGUAAACAAACCAUAAUCAAUAUUUCGGUGAAUAUGGGAUUUAUGACUCAAUAGACAUACCUGUCUACAGCGAACCGAGGCAUAACUGUUCGUGGAUAUAAAUAGUGUCACAUGCAAACGUGCACAUUAAUUGCUGGCAGCCAUUAAGCUACAUACCUUGACGGACCUGAUUGUACAUGGCAUAUGUAUACUAACUAAUGUGUUUUGUAUGUUGUACAGUCGUGACCAUGUCGUCCACAGUGGAGUUGGUAGACCGAAGUGGUCAGAGUUUCAUAGUCAAUAGCGUUGAUGGAUAUUACUUUCAUCGGGGCUCAACGCCUAUUCCGUUCUGCCAACAUCUGGAUAGCAUUAAAGAUAUGACAAUGCGCCAGGAUGAUGUCAUGAUCUGCUCAUACCCCAAGUCGGGUUUACACUGGCUGUGGGAAGUUGUCAACAUGAUAGCACAUGAAGAUCUGAAUCACCGCAGUCACAUAGAAAACAUGAAUCAGCCAGAUUUCAGAGCCGCCAGCGAGCUUGAUCAGGUUCCAUCUCCCAGGGUCCUCAGCAGCCACCUUCGCUUCCGGUUCCUCCCUUGUCAGCUCAGUACUACCAAAACAAAGAUUAUCCUGCUUGAGCGAGAACCCAAGUCUGUGGCAGUGUCGUUCUACAACAUGACAGUUGGGAUGAAGGGGGUUGAAGGCUAUAGUGGUCUUGUGAGUGUGAAGGAGUAUGACGGAAGCUGGGAGGACUAUCUUCAGAUGUUCCUGGAAGGAAAAGAACGCCACUGAACGCUCAAAGGAUGCACGACGAACGCAGAGAGAAGGCAGAACCAUCGCCAUGAAGGCAGAAAGAAGGCAGUGCCAACGCCAGGACCGUCUCAGAACGCCACUGUAGUGGCGACUGUAUUGAACAUGCUCAAAACAAACGCAG
Molecule: messenger RNA, 962 nt
Organism: Haliotis rubra (blacklip abalone)
Lineage: Eukaryota; Metazoa; Mollusca; Gastropoda; Lepetellida; Haliotidae
Product: sulfotransferase 1B1-like
Exons: 3
Coding region: 251-820 (189 amino acids)
Biological process (GO): sulfation
Cellular component (GO): cytoplasm
Molecular function (GO): sulfotransferase activity
Source: RefSeq, a predicted model, not a curated record